CUAGACGCGAGGAAAAAACGAGACAACCACAAACGACAGCGAAUGCCCAAGCGAGAUGAUUGUGCCGGCUCCUUGAUGACCCCAGGGGAGAUAGGUCUUGGUAAAAUGGCGUUGGGGUUGAUGGCAUCCAGAGAACAGUGGAUGCUCGCUGGAGACAUCACUGGAGCGAACGACAUACACACAGAAACGUCGGGUUGGGGGACUCUUCGCCAUUUAUUUUCCAAGCCCCAGCGGGAGGAAGAGAUUAGAAUGAGCCACGGCAUGCGGGCAUCAUUAACGCCAACCUUUAACCGUCCCUCUCAUCCUCUUCACGUCUGUCUGUCUUAUGGAGGAGAUGAGGCAAACCCUCUUCUCCCUCCAGUAGUCCCUCUGGCUUUAUGA
Fopius arisanus is the source of this 381-nucleotide messenger RNA. RefSeq lists its product as uncharacterized. The record is from RefSeq and is a predicted model, not a curated record. NCBI's taxonomy places the organism in Eukaryota, Metazoa, Arthropoda, Insecta, Hymenoptera, Braconidae. Bases 43 to 381 code for a protein of 112 amino acids. The transcript has 2 exons.